CCCCGUUGCCAUGGCAGCGGAGGGGCGGGGCUUCCCGGGAAGAUGGCGGCGCUGGCCUCGGAGCUGCCGCUGCUCAGCGACGCGGGCCGGUUCCGUGCCGACAACCUGCUAAGCAGCGAGGACUGGGAUGCUCCCUUGUACAGCUGCCUGGAUGAUGGGGCUGAGCCCGCCGCCCUCUUCCCCUCCCUGGAGCCAUGUACCCUGUUUGAUGAUUCCUUUGGCCUGGACAUGGACACCAGUCCCCCGGACCCGCCGUGGGACACAUCACCCAUCAGCCUCUUCCUGGACUUGCAGGUGAAGUCAGAGCCUGUGUCGCCAGCCUCGUCCCACUGCUCUGACUCCUCCAGCUUCUCUUCUGCCUCUGACCCCCUGGCAAUGGCCCCCUCCCUGGCGGAGACACUGGGCGUAAAGAUGGAGCAGCCACCCACUCCCCCUUGCGCUCUUGGCGAUGUCCUCGCCCCCCCCAGCAGCACUGUCCACAUCAGCCUUGUGCCCCCUUCAGAUGCCCAGGCUACCCCAGGGCGGCCGGUGCCCAUAACCAAGCCUGAAGGGGGGCUGAGCCGGAAGCCACCCCUGCAGCCCAAGCCCCUGGUGGUGACAGCUGUGCCCAUGCCCCCCAGUGCUCCCCCUGGCCAGGCUCUGCUGCUGCAGCCUCUGCCCCAUGGUCAGCCCCCCACCAUUGCAGUGCGGGCACCGCCAGUCGUGCUCUCAUCGUCUGAGCUGCUGCACCUGCCGGUCUCGGGGCUGCUCCAAGUGAAGGCUCCAGGGCCUGAGGGGCCCCCAGGGAAGCCCCCCAAGCCCGAGGCCAAGACCAUUGUCCCGGCCCCAGGGCAGGUGGGGUCCUGUGCCCAGGAGAUUGACAUGAAGGUGCUGAAGCGGCAACAGCGCAUGAUCAAGAACCGGGAGUCAGCCUGCCAGUCGCGCCGCAAGAAGAAGGAAUACCUGCAGGGCCUGGAGGCCCGGCUGCAUGAGGCCUUGGCCGAGAACGAGCGCCUGCGGCGGGAGAAUGCUGUCCUCCGCCGCCGUCUCGACGGUGUGCUCAGCGAGUCUCCCCUCCAGAACACGGAGCUGAAGUUUGGCUCAGGGAACCGGAAAGUCGUCUGCAUCAUGGUUGUGCUGCUCUUCAUUGCUUUCAACUUUGGGCCCAUAAGCAUCAGUGAGCAGCGCCCAGGAGACCUGGAGCCGCCGGGGGAGGCCGUGGAGCCAGGACCCAGCCGCCGGCACCUGCUGGAGGUGGGCCAGGAGGUCCCAGUGGAGCCCACGCUGGCACCACAGCCUGACCUGCCCCCUCCUGGCCUAGCCCAGGCCCCCUUCAGGAACCUGACAGGUCCCUUGUCGGGGAUGAAGGACCUGAUGCUGCGGGACCUGGACAAGUUCUUUCUGGCCUCCGACUGCCGCCAGUUCAACCGCACGGAGUCGCUCAGGCUGGCUGAUGAGCUUAGCGGCUGGGUCCGGCGCCACCAGAUCAACCGGAGGAAACCCCUGCAGGCCCGUGAGACCCCGGGCCGCCAGCCAUCUCCUGCCCGCCCAGAGCCCAGUUCAUCUCGCUACGUCCCAGCCAGUGCCCCCAGGCACCCCGAGAGGGCGGCACUGAGCCAGCUGCAGGUGUACCAGCGUCCUGGGCGGGGGCAGUAUGAUUUCCUGGAUGCCAUUGACAGGCGUGAGGACACCUUCUACGUUGUCUCUUUCCGCCGGGACCACCUUCUCCUCCCAGCUAUCAGCCACAACAAGACCUCGCGGCCCAAGAUGUCACUGCUCAUGCCUGCCAUGGCCCUCAAUGAGAGUGUAUACCGUGCAGGGCGGGACUACGAGGUCAUGAUGCAGAUUGACUGUGAGGUCAUGGACACACGCGUCAUCCACAUCAAGAGCUCCACGGUGCCACCUUCCCUGCGCCGACCCCAGGCCCCUGCCCCCUCGGACAACGGGACUCAGGCAUCCUCGGUGGGCACCCGGCCCCCCCGUGGGGCUCCUCGCUCUGCCCGCCGGCCCCCCCGCCCCCUCUACCUCAGCGGCUAUGGUGAUGGUUAGCCCCAGCUCCUGUUGUUUGGGGUAGCCCUGCCUCCUUUGGAAGCCCUGCACCCUCCUGUGGGGGGGGACCCCCUGGAGGGGGGUGUCAGCCAGUUGGGAGCUGGCUGUCCCCUGCCUUGAAAUGGAAUAAUUCCAGGAUUUGCCUGUGUCAGGCCAAGCCACAUCCCCCAGUGAGAUCAUGCCCCUCCAUACCCUGCCCGUUCUGUCCCCCCCUUGUUUGGCCACACCCCCUCUGGUGCCAUCCAUUCAGCCUAGCCCUUCCCCUGGCUAGCUCAACCAUGCCCCCUUUGGUGAGGUCACAAGCCCUGCCCACUCACCAAAGCUGCUGCUGCUGCCUCUUGACUGGCCUCCUUGGGUGAGAUCACACCCUUUUUUCUUAGACCCACUUCCCCAGCCAAGCCCCACCCUCUUAGCUUCACCCACCAUUUCUUGUGGGAAGAAGUGGUGGUUCUGGGUGACUUCACUUCCUGGGGUACUCAGCCCCUUCCUUGUGGUGUGGCCACAUGCCUCCCAGCUCCUUCUACUAGCACUUAGCCCCGCCCUCAGCCUUAAAAGGUGAGGGGGUGAGGUCAUGGGGCUACCCACUUCCUAUGGGGGCUGCCCAGGGCAUUAAGCCCCACCCCUUUUUUAUGGCAGCUCUGCCCCUUUACAGUCCUGCCCUCCCAGCUACAAGGGGGUGGCCUGUGAUGGGGGCCAGGCCUCAGGCCCCACCUCCCCAGCCCCAUCCCUGGUCUGUUUUUAUAUGGAGAAAUAAAGUUGAGUGUGAUCCUUGA
Messenger RNA from Alligator mississippiensis (American alligator), 2801 nucleotides. RefSeq names its product activating transcription factor 6 beta (gene ATF6B). Gene Ontology annotation, cellular component: nucleus. NCBI's taxonomy places the organism in Eukaryota, Metazoa, Chordata, Crocodylia, Alligatoridae. The record is from RefSeq and is a predicted model, not a curated record. The transcript has 16 exons. Gene Ontology annotation, molecular function: RNA polymerase II cis-regulatory region sequence-specific DNA binding; DNA-binding transcription factor activity, RNA polymerase II-specific. Gene Ontology annotation, biological process: endoplasmic reticulum unfolded protein response; regulation of transcription by RNA polymerase II. The coding region runs from base 43 to 2028 and encodes 661 amino acids.